Zerene cesonia (dogface butterfly) is the source of this 3212-nucleotide messenger RNA. RefSeq names its product WD repeat-containing protein 20. Bases 263 to 2023 code for a protein of 586 amino acids. NCBI's taxonomy places the organism in Eukaryota, Metazoa, Arthropoda, Insecta, Lepidoptera, Pieridae. The transcript has 4 exons. The record is from RefSeq and is a predicted model, not a curated record. Gene Ontology annotation, molecular function: protein binding.
CGAUAGGGCCGUCAUGUCGAUUGUCGUCUGACAUCUGACUUUUAUGUUAAACAAGAAAUAUCUAAUCUGAUUCCAAUCUUAAUAAUUAAAACAUACAAUAACUGGUUUAAAAAUCUUAUGCUCAAUGAGCCAAUUGGGACAUGUGUUUAUAAGCUAUGGAAGUUUUGCAUAGGCAGUCUGAUUCGCGUGCGGGUUGAGGUGUCAACUGAUCAUAAUCGAGCUUACCAGGCGGUCUCGAUGAAUAAUAACAGGAUAUGAUAACAUGGCCGUGCAAUCUGACUCCGGCGGGAAGGACGACGUGAAGACACAGUUCGUGACGCGGGAGGGGACGUACCGGUUGAUGACGCUGUCGGAGUAUUCGAGGCCUAAUCGUGUUGGUUAUACUAGUGGUUCGGGAUCAUCUCAUGUGCGUGUGUCGCUGGUGUCUCUCCCGCCGGGGGGCGGAGCACCCGGCUCGGACGGCCAGGCCUCCGAGGAUAAAAUUUGUUUUAACCAUGGAAAGGAAUUGUGUGUUUAUGUAUACAGAGGAGUUAAAAAGGCAGCUGAUCUCACAAAACCGGUGGACAAGAAGAUGUACAAGGGUACAAACCCGACUUGUCACGACUUCAAUACAGUCACGAUGACAGCGGACAGUGUCUCCUUAGUCAUAGGGUUUUCAACCGGCCAAAUACAACUAAUAGAUCCUAUUAAGAAAGAAUUAAGUAAAUUGUAUAAUGAAGAGAGGCUGAUAGACAAGACGCGCGUCACUUGCAUCAAGUGGGUGCCGGGCUCGAGCAACCUGUUCAUAGCGGCGCACGCGUCGGGCCAGCUGUACGUGUACAACGAGGAGCUCGCGUGCGGCUCCGCGGCGCCGCACUACCAGCUGUUCAAGGGCGGCGACGGCUACUCCAUACACACCUGCCGGACCAAGAGCACCAGGAACCCUUUGUAUAGGUGGGUUAUAGGAGCAGAAGGCAGCUGUAUAAACGAAUUUGCAUUUUCGCCGUGUGGAGCUAACUUGGCUGUUGUGUCCCAAGAUGGUUUUCUACGAGUAUUCCACUACGACACCAUGGAGCUGAUCGGCCGCGCGCGGUCGUACUUCGGCGGAUUCCUCUGUGUGUGCUGGUCUCCAGAUGGGAAGUACGUCGUGGUUGGCGGAGAAGACGACCUUGUGACCGUCUGGUCCUUCAGCGAACGGAGAGUCGUGGCUCGAGGCCAAGGACACAGGUCCUGGGUCUCUGUAGUCGCCUUCGACCCUUAUAUUGUCAGUUUCACGGACCCAGACACUGAAGAAACCCAUGAAGACAAAAGUGAAAGUGUUCAGUGCUAUAGACUAGGCAGUGUUUCACAGGACACCCAGUUGUGUUUAUGGGACUUAACGGAGGAUGUACUACGGCCCCCCGUUAGAACGCGAGCGUCCGCCCACUUGUCACCCAAUAGCCAGAAUUUCUCCCCAAACGGAGUGCCCGGAACUAAAAUACCGCCAAAGUGCGCGAAGACCAACAAAAUUGGUCACAAACAUGCAGAGCUUAGCGGGUCGAACGCGGCGGGAGAACCGUCCGGCGCUAAACCAGCUAAGUCUAAAACAAAUAAUGUGUCCACAUUGAAUAUAAGCGUCGGAAAAGCUAAAGAGGAAACGUCCGGAUCUCUAGGAGCUAACUUCACUCAAAGGCUAGCGGCAUUAUCGUUCGGUGAGCGGCGGUCGGAUCACAGAAGAAAUUUCAGUUUAACAAAGCCCACGGAGAAAUCUUCAGCGUCGAACACGGUUGCUCUGAGGGGGAAAUCGGCGGGGGCGCAGUCGAACGACAGUUACGACCCUGUAAAGUUAAUAGGGACACCUUCGUGUCCAAGAUUUGACGAGUGUCCGGUGUUGGAGCCACUAGUUUGCAAGAAAAUAGCGCACGAGAGGUUGACGGCGUUGCUGUUCCGAGCAGAGUAUUUUAUCACAGCGUGUGCGGAUGGUUGUGUGAACACUUGGUCCAGACCCACGCGGACCCACAACGGAGACGCGAGGCGGCGCGACCGCAUUGAGCUGGUGGACUAGCGGGGCUUGGGGUGCUUGUACCAGCUAUACUACUCCAUAUAUUGCAAGACUUUUAAGGAUUAUGUUCUGUUUUAGAAUGGAUCAAGUGAAUUCAGAUGCUGAUAUUGUCCUCUGUUUAUAAGAAGCUGCAAUUUUUAUGCAUUUAUCUAGUUAAGGGAUGAAAGCCCUAGUUGGAAUUAAACUUAAUAUGUUUCUUGGUUUAUUAAAUAUCUUUUAACGUUGCUUGGUCAUAAUUAUUGAUAGAUGAUGAUUCAGCUAAAGAAUUACAGCGUUAUAUUGAGUAGUACAUAAUGGUAUGGCCUAAGGGGGGUAAAUAAUUCCAUAGUAGACAGAUUGGUUUGAAUGUUGUGCAAGUAUUGUGAUGAAUUGCUAUCUAAAAUGUUUUAAAGACUCUUAUUGACUUUUUACUAUAACUCACCUAGCUGUUACUGUAAAUAUUAAGAUUAAGGGAAUAUUAAUUAACUUUCAUAUAAUUCUUUUCUUGUGAAAAUCACCAUCAGAGUUUAUGUUUCUUUAAUAAUGAAUUUUAGUACAAUAAAUUUCCAUAAAAUAAAGUGUCUCAAAAAUAUCUGAUAUAUUAAUAAAAUCAUAGUGAUAGAACAAGAACUGUUCAUUCUUCCUAAUUUAGAAUCAAACAGAACUGCAUUUAAUAAUAAAAACCAUUAAAACAGUUUGGAUAGCAAUGAAAGGCGUGUCAAUGUUAAAGUUAUACGAAGGCAAGUUAGAUAGCAAUAGUAUGAGAUUGUACUGUAUAAACUAUUGUAUAUUGUUGUUGGACUCACCUCGGCUUCUGUACAUAUAGUGUAUCGAGCGAUCAAAGAUUGCCAGUCGAGUUGGUCUAUACAAAAUUUAAAAAAAAACCAUUAGUUAGAAAAGACAGGUUGAAAUUUGUAUAGAAAUAAAUGCACGGCCAUAGCACUCUUGUGUUCUAUUAUUAUCGUGAAAUUAUUUAUUUUAAUCGAUUAUAUUAUUGUUGUAUCGACGCGUGUGUGACUCGCGAUGUUGUGUCGAUGAAGCGAGUGUUGUUACGUCAGCCAUUACUUUGGUAGGUAGACUGAUUGAACGGUGUUAACUUCGAUGUUUGUGACUGAUGACUAGCAAAUCUAUCCUUGUUUUAGUUAAUUGGUUAUAAGUAAUUACUGAUAUAAAUUCAAUAAUUUCAAUAUGUACAAUUAAAUCAUUACACUAA